AUGAAUAAUAAUAUACCUGAUAGCCCACCUUCAAACACAUGUAGCUCUGAGAUACUCGUUCGACAAAUAAGCUUUAGGGAUACAACGACCCCUAACACAUCUGUCAGCAGUAACAACAAUUCCACGCCAACGCCAAAGAGAAGAAAAGUCCUAAAAAAGUUCGUUCUAGUCCAAGAUUACCCAUCUCAGUCUGAAGAUUCAGAAUGGACACGUAUCGACAGUAAAGGAAAGAAUAGCAUAUGGUCACAUUUUCUGGAAGGAAAGAAAGAUCGUUCAAUUUUAAAAUGUACCAAUUGUAAUAAUGUUUAUCGUUACAAUCGAAGGGAAGCCAGAUAUAAUUCUGAACCUGCUGAACUUCAUUUAAGAGAUGACUGUACUAAUCCUCCUGAUUAUUUCCAUGGAAAUUUAAAGGAUGAAAGGAUAAUAAAAGAGAUAUGUAAGAAGAAGCUGGACAAAUACCGAGAUUUAAAACAAUAUAUUAAGACGCAGUCAUUCUUUGAUAUAGCCGUUGGGUUAAUUUUAGAAUCCCGUCUUUCCAUCAACUGGGUAGAGUCCUUCACGGCCAAAACUCUGUGGUCAACAAUGGCGUUAAUUCCAACUGAGAAUAACAGUAAACCAGAACAGAUUUUUAAGCCGAACAAAUCUAAUAUGAGCAACUUUAUUCGCACAAAAUCCAAAGAUAUUAAUUAUUUCUGGAGGAGUGAGAUAGCAUCUUCGGCUCACAUAUUAAAUGAAAAGACCUUUACCAAUAGAAAGACAUUACUUGUAUCGCUUACAAAGAGGUUAUAUGCACUCGAUAAUGUAACGUUCAUGUCUCUUGUUUUUGAUCACUGGUCCAAUCACAAAAUGUCUAACUAUUUGGGAGUUUUACUGGUUACAUAUGAUGAAGAGGAAGGAAAACAAAUUCCUUUUCUAGUGAAGAUGGACAGGUCUGAUUCUCACAAAACAAUCGAUAUAAGUCGGCAACUUGGCGAAAUUUUUAAUAAGUUUGAUGGUUUGAGAACAGUAACUGUAGGUAUGUCAACUGAUAAUGCUGCCAAUAUGCUAAAGGUACCGAAAGAACUCUCAAGAACUGGCCUGUUAGGGACUCGUUUUCUUGGCCAUGUACCUUGUUUACUACAUAGUGCUAACAUUAUGAAUAGUACCAUGUUUGAUAUGGUCGAAGAGGACAGUUUGGGAUUUGUAGAUUCUGAGCUUAAAUCAAAAUUAUUAGAGUUAGCUGCAAUGAAAUAUCAGUUGAAUUCUGAUGGGUCAAGGAAUGAAAUUUUAAAACAAGAUAUCUUUACUGAAUAUCUUCUAUCAAAUAACAGCCAACUUUCUUCAGAAUCUGCCGAUAUUGGUGGCAUUUUUAGCUUUAUAACUGGUGACAUUAUUCUGAAGAAAAAUAAUCAGCUUGCUCUUAAUAUUAAAUCAAGCAGUGUUAAUCAACUACUAUACCGAGAACUAUGCGUUGAGUUUGGAAAAAUGAAUGGAGAGGAACCUUUGGCCAUCAAAACAUAUUCAAAAACAAGAUGGCUAUCAGCGUUAGAUGUUGUGCUCAGGUUACGAGAGUUGAAACCUGUCUUGAUGGAGUUAAAUCGGGAGCCAUCCCUGGGAGUGUUUUUCGAUGAAGAAGAUUUUGUUCUAAUGGACGAUUUAACUGAUAUCUUAUCUCCUUUUCGUUCUCUUUGCGAAAUGCUUUCUAAUGAUACCUGCACGUUGAAGAACACCCUUCCUUUGCUUAUUUCCUAUAAGGAUAAAAUAGACAAAAUAUUCGUUGAAAAAUCGAAAAGUUCCAACCUAACGCACAGACAUCUCCCAGUUUUUAUUCGUUUCAGAAGGAAAAUGGAUAAAUACUAUAAAAAGUAUGUCAGUAUGGAUAUUUGUUUAUUAUCAUCUUAUCUAAACAUUGCAUUUGUUGAUAGCUCUGUUUUUAUAGAACAGUUCCCUCGUGAGAAUACCGAAAUCAAAAAAAGUGACCAUGUAAUAUCCGUUGUAUCACAAAAACUUACUGAUAUUUUAAUACCUUUUUUGAAUAUAUCUUAUUAUCCCAUUAAGGAUAGCGAUACAGAAGACAUGAUCGGUAUUUCGAGCCAUGCAGGAAGAGUGUAUAAUGCUGAAGAUUAUUCAUCAGAAGGACAAGAAGAAAAAAACUUGGAAUUUGAGGAGGAAUUUGAUGAAUUCAGUAUUAAGGAUGACUUACAAGAACAAAUCAGAUUAGAACUUGAGCAAUACCGUCUACGUGCUCUAUCAUUGGUCAAGGAGUAUUCAAACGAGGUUUUAUCCAAAUCUAAAAAACGCUGGUCGCCAUUCGACCGCCAAGUCCAGAUGAUUGUGGGGGCAGAUGAUAUAUUCUGGUCAAGGCAUAAAAGAGAGUUUCCACUGUUAUCAUUAGCUAAUAAAUUAUUCCAUUGUAUUCCAUCGACAUCGAUUCAUGCUGAGAGACUGUUCAGCUUGGCGGCACAAAUAUUUGACAAAAGAAAAAGCCAACUCUCAGAUCAAAUGUUUGAGGAUCUUUGUAUCAUACGGUCCUUCUUACUUAGAAUUAAAUUGGGGUCAAUCAAUAUCACAGAUUGUACUUUAAAUGAUGCUUUAAGAUUAACAAAGGAACUCAACUUGGAAUGA
This is a messenger RNA of Naumovozyma castellii, 2604 nucleotides long. RefSeq lists its product as uncharacterized. The transcript has a single exon. The record is from RefSeq and is a predicted model, not a curated record. The coding region runs from base 1 to 2604 and encodes 867 amino acids. Lineage: Eukaryota; Fungi; Ascomycota; Saccharomycetes; Saccharomycetales; Saccharomycetaceae.